Molecule: messenger RNA, 1262 nt
Organism: Myotis lucifugus (little brown bat)
Lineage: Eukaryota; Metazoa; Chordata; Mammalia; Chiroptera; Vespertilionidae
Product: transmembrane protein 128-like
Exons: 3
Coding region: 388-666 (92 amino acids)
Source: RefSeq, a predicted model, not a curated record
GAAUUAACCAUCUUGCACAUUGAUUUUCAGCAUUUCAAGAAACCUGACACACUCACAACUUCAGAAACAAAAGGAAAGCUGCUCUCUCUCCUAUGUUCUUGAGGAAAAUGCAUAGCCAUAACCAGGGUUCUGUUUCGGGUGGGCUGUUUAUGAGCGCACACAUGCAUGCCUGUAUUGAGAGGCUUACUUUUUCAUCCUCUCGUGGGUCUCAGGCUCGUCCUUUCUCACUCAUCUCCCCGUAGAUUGGACUUUCUGAAAUCUGGAAUCCAGUGAUUGUGGGUCCCUCUGUGUUCCUCUUCCAGUUGAUAUUCUUGUAGAAACAGAUGUUUAGGCAACCGGUGAAAACUUGUAAGAUUUCUGCUGAUGUGCUAAGAGCUGUCAAUCCUGAUGACAUUUUUGUCUUACAGUUGGUUUCUCUCUGGCGGCGCCUUGUUGCUUGUCAGCGUGUCCAUUGCAUUCUACUGCAUUCUCUAUCUGGAGUGGUAUCGUGGGAUUGAAGAUUAUGAUGUCAAGUAUCCAGCCCUGAUCCCCAUCACAACUGCUGCUUUUAUCGUGGCAGGGAUUUGCUUCAACAUCGCUUUAUGGCCCGUGUGGUCGUUUUUCACUCCGCUGCUGCUGUUUACCCAGUUCAUGGGCCUUGUGAUGUUCAUCUCACUCCUCGGGUGAUUCCUGCAGGUUCAAGGGCAUGCAAACUGAACCAUUAAACAGCCAGCUGGCUGGCAGCGUUCCAAAGGGGGAAAAGCUACAGUGUUUCUGCAUCCUGAAGUGAGUGGUGUUCUAGGAAAAAUUGUACCUUCACUGAUCUGUGGUUGAAAUGAGAAUAAAUUAUAUUUAUUUGCAUAUUCUUAAACUCAGAUGAUUUUUCAGAUUCAGAAUAGGAGUAUUCUCUUCAAAAUAGAAAUAACUAAGUUGCAGUGUGAAUCUGUUUGAAUCAUGGAGAAAGUAUUGGUGUGAAAGUUUAAAUGAAGUUUCAUUGUAGAUGUGCGUUGCUCCCAGUGUUGUAGGUGGAUUGCUCACUCUUCACUUAUGCGGUGACGGACGUGUCCAUGUGCCUUUAACCCGGUAGCGGUGACUGUGGACCUCACUGUGUAAUGCCUUCGCUAGUGAGAGGACCAACCAAACGUAUUCUAUGCAUUCCUCUUUGGAUUUUACCAUUAUAUGUAAAUCAUUGGGUUUUCAGCAUGUUUAACAUAUGAACUUUUAAUGAUUUCUAAGUAUGUAUAAUUAUUUUCCUUAUUUGAAUAAAAUAUUUUUAUAACUUU